AUGCAGCAGGAGCUGUGGCUGAGGGCCCAGUCUCAGGUGCUUGCCUCUCUGAAAGCAGCUUGUGCCAUGAGAGCGGCCGCCUCACACCCGCUGCCCACGCCCCCGUCCCCACACGAUCUCAAACGAGCUCUGUCCGGCAGCGACGGCCCCGGCCAGGCCCACAGCAUCCCCAACUCACCCAGACCAGCACACCUCAGGACCCGCACGUCCAACAACACGUUCAGCAACAGUCCUGUGUUUCCACAUAACAGAGAAAAUGCAGACAAGCACAACACAGGCGAGAGUCCCUGGAACCUGAACAACCCAGUGAAGGCCUCGAGAAGCCACCAGGAACUCCACAGAGAGCUGCUGCUGGCCCACAAGAAGGGGCUGGUAGUGUGCUGUAAGCCUGAGCUCCAGACGGUUCUGGAGAGGCGCAAGAGGGAGCAGGCACAGAAAGAGGAGGGCGAGAGGGACAGGAGCCCUCUGGAGCAGGUCCUGCUCAAACGCCAGCAGAAGCACCAGGAGAGGGAGAAGGAACAGGAGGAGAAGAUUCGUGAUGAGAUUCAGCUUCUUGAGUUCAUCCGCGUGAGACAGAACUUGAGAAAAGUCCAUUCGGCUCUACACAAGAACAUCAACUCCUGAAGCUGGUCAAUAGCAGAAGCUGGCUGUGACUGGACAAACAGAAUGGACAUGCAACAGCCACUUCACACUGGCAGAAGAGGGUGUUUCAUGCUCUGCCUGCUGCUGUAAUUACUAAGCUGGAAACCU
Colossoma macropomum (tambaqui) is the source of this 750-nucleotide messenger RNA. RefSeq lists its product as uncharacterized. NCBI's taxonomy places the organism in Eukaryota, Metazoa, Chordata, Actinopteri, Characiformes, Serrasalmidae. Gene Ontology annotation, cellular component: synapse; neuron projection; stress fiber. The transcript is spliced from 4 exons. Gene Ontology annotation, biological process: actin filament bundle assembly; actin filament polymerization; regulation of actin cytoskeleton organization. Bases 1 to 624 code for a protein of 207 amino acids. The record is from RefSeq and is a predicted model, not a curated record.